AUGACUGAAGGGCCGGCCUUCUCGAAAAAAAUCGUCGUGGUUGGCGACGGCGGCUGCGGCAAGACCUGCCUGCUCAUCAGCUACAGCCAAGGAUACUUUCCGGAGAAAUAUGUUCCGACCGUUUUCGAAAAUUAUAUCACGUACCCUAUACACCCGCCCACCGGUAAGACGGUGGAGCUCGCGCUGUGGGAUACCGCCGGUCAGGAGGAGUACGACCGGCUACGCCCGCUCUCGUACCCCGAGACCGACCUCAUUUUUGUUUGCUUCGCCAUCGACUGCCCGAACUCGCUCGAGAACGUGAUGGACAAGUGGUACCCCGAAGUUUUGCAUUUCUGCCCUUACACCCCACUGAUCCUCGUCGGCCUCAAGUCGGAUCUGCGCUACAAGAAGACGUGCAUCGACAUGCUGAAGACACAGGGGCUCACGCCCGUGACUACGGAGCAGGGCCUCGCCGUCGCCAAGAAGAUGGGCGCGCAGUAUAUGGAGUGCAGCAGCAAGGAGAUGAAGGGCGUUGAGGAGAUCUUUGAGCGCGCCAUCCUGACGGUAGUAGCCAACGACCGCAAGAUGCUCGAGGCCGAGGCUGCCGCCGCCGCUUCCUCGGGCGGUGGUGGGCUCGGGAUCGGGAGGAGGGGCAGCACGGCUCUCAAGAGCGGGAUAACGUUCGGGAGCGAUGGCGUACCGAUUCCGAUUGUUAAGAAGAAGAAGAGAAAGUGCGCGUUGGUCUGA
Molecule: messenger RNA, 726 nt
Organism: Thermothelomyces thermophilus ATCC 42464
Lineage: Eukaryota; Fungi; Ascomycota; Sordariomycetes; Sordariales; Chaetomiaceae
Exons: 3
Coding region: 1-726 (241 amino acids)
Biological process (GO): small GTPase-mediated signal transduction
Molecular function (GO): GTPase activity; GTP binding
Source: RefSeq, a predicted model, not a curated record